CUUUAUUGAUUUUUCUUACCAUUCAUUAUAACAAACGACAUCCAAUGGUAGUAAAAGUGGGGAUUUCACUCUCACUGUUCGCUGUUUAAGGUAGCCUCGCCUCACUUACGUUUCUCAAAACGUCUCGACCUGUUUCCAAAAUGGAGGUUGAAUUCCAGAAUCUGGGGAAUUCCUUAAAAAAUUUAAGCUGCGACUACACAUACGUGCCAUCUGCAAUAGAACAAAUAGAAAGUUUCAGUACAUUUGGUAUAGGUUUAUUAAGCUUUGGCGCUAUACUCUCCACCUUGACGUUGUAUUUCGCAUUGGAUGCUUGCUACAAUAUUUUCCAUCAAAAGGAAACACGGUCCUACAAGACUAACAGUAUCAUGAUACUUUUGUUGUAUCCUAUAGCAAGUAUCUGCACUCUUACGGCCCUUGGAAUACCGAGGACCCAAUUGCUAUCGGAAGCCAUGAUCCAAAUAUUUCUGGCGAUAGCUCUGUUUCGACUGUAUCUGCUGUUGGUCUACGUGGGUUUCAAAAAGGUCACCAACACGCCGCCAUUAAUGCUGCGAGCGAUGCCCUGUUGCUGUUGGCCCUGCCUCCCCUUUCCAAGUCUUGAAAUGACCGAUAGCAAUUUGUCCUGGCUCCGACUGUUAGUCCUGCAACUUCCUAUUAUCCAGACUCUAAUUUACAUCACAUUUCUGUACAUGUCGUUCGAGGAGCCCCGUCUCUCGGAUCAAUACGCGAUUUUUUUCCAACCGCUUUCGUUGGCCAGCGUGCUCCUCGGAGUGUACGGGUUGACCGUUACUACGAAGAGUCUGCAAGAAGUCGCUCCAGAGGCGAAACUUCCACGCAAGACCAUAGUGACACAGAUAGUGCUGCUAUUUUCGAAGCUGCAGGCGUUCAUUGUGAAAGGUUUGGUGCAAACGGGCCUGUUUCCCUGCAAUCCACCAAUUACGCCGCAAAUUUACGCCAAUGUUACCCACAAUGCCCUGAUGCUAAUCGAGAUGCUGUUGCUCUGCUACACGGCGAGGUACGUUUAUUACGUCGACCUGGAAAGGGAGGAAGAGACUGGCGCGGUUGAGGCGACAGAUCGGUCCAAAGACAAGAGCACGGAACAAGCGAACUCGACGAAUGACAACGAGGCGAACAACAGGCAGCCAUCAACCUUGGCUACGUGAGAUUUCCACUCCUUGUCUGGACGAUUUUCGACUUUUCUUUUUUUUUCUUUUUUUUUUUUAUUCACGAGUACGAGAUCUUAAUUUGUACGAGCGUUUCGUUGAAUCGUAAUCUCUAGUAUCGUGGAUCUAGUAUCUAUUUGUAUCGUAUCGUAUGUUUUAAGACGAUACUUUAGAGCGAUCGAGCUUGAGCGAUUGAAUUUAGAUGAUGAUUAAAUAAUAAAAAUGAUAUCCUUUGUAAUACUUGAUUUUGUAAAAAAGAGUAUUGAUCGUAUAGGAUAUCUGGAAUAAUUGCCAAAUAAUUAAUGUUAUAGAAAAAGUUUCGUAGAAUUUGUGAUUAUUUUUAAUGAUUUUGAACAUAAUCGUUGAACUCAUCCGGAGAAGAGAAAUCUCAAUUUUUAUAUAUGUAUAGAAUUUCGAACAAAUAUUUCAAUUAUUUCAAACGAUUGUUAUUGAUAAUAAUAAAUAAGUCUAGUAUGAUUUUUACCAAAACGUUAAUAUUAUCGUUAAUAUCAGUCAUAAAUAUCGUAUUUUUUAAAGAAUUGUGAUAGAAAUUAAUAAAAUCAUACUCUUAAA
Molecule: messenger RNA, 1733 nt
Organism: Apis cerana (Asiatic honeybee)
Lineage: Eukaryota; Metazoa; Arthropoda; Insecta; Hymenoptera; Apidae
Product: organic solute transporter alpha-like protein
Source: RefSeq, a predicted model, not a curated record